Messenger RNA from Schistosoma turkestanicum, 1707 nucleotides. The record is from the annotation of a GenBank genome assembly. Lineage: Eukaryota; Metazoa; Platyhelminthes; Trematoda; Strigeidida; Schistosomatidae.
AUCCUUAUCAUCAUCUUACUGACAAUAAAUGAAAUUUAAUUCAAUCAUCACAAUGAAUCAAUUAUUAUCUGUCUUAUGCUUAUUCACUUAUGUGAAUGCUGGUUUGUUAAAUGGAAUGAGUACAGAUGGACUUAUAACCAUUGAUACAACUAAUUCUGAACCUGAAAUAGAAACAUCAGUGACUUCUCCCGUUGGUACAGAAAGUGUCGAUACAACUGUCGUAACCACAACUGUUGAUAAGCAUAAAGAAGGUACUGCCAACUUGGAUUCUAUUGGAUUCACCGGUCCGAUCACUACUACCACAAUAACAGAAAGGACGACAACAACAGCAUCAACAGCUAGUGAUGUUAGUAGUACUGAAGCCAGUGUUACUUUAACCUCAACUAACUCUGCAUCUAUAACGGAAAGUUCUCCUAGCGAAUCAGAAACCGCCACUAGUUCUCCUAGUGAAUCAGAAAGCACCACUAGUUCUCCUAGCGAAUCAGAAACCGCCACUAGUUCUCCUAUCGAAUCAGAAAGCACUACUAGUUCAGAUAUUGUAUCUUCUCCUUUGGCAACAGACAUUGAUAUCACUCCCACAGAGAUUAUUGUUCAAACAACUUCGGGAGAUUUAGAAAAUCAGACAGAAAGUACUCCGACUGUGACAAGUGAUUCAAAUCACACAGAAACAGAAAUGCCUGAAUCGAGUACAGAAAAUCUUGAUAAUCAAACAGAAGCCGUUAAAACCAUAGAAAAACUUACUUCUAGUUUGAUAUUUGCUGUUGGUAAUGUUUGUGAAGAGUUCGCAAUUUCCGCAAACACACAUUCAACUGAAUCAACUUCAGAGGACUUAGAAAAUCAAACACAAAGUACAAUUAACUCAGAAACAAGUUCUUCAAUUGUUGUGACUCCUUCAGUCCAUGAAAAUGGUACAGAGGUUAUGUAUACAAACAUAACAAACGUUCCUGAAUCAACCUCAGAAAUUGUCACUGUUCCAGUGGAAACCACUUUAGCAUCCCGUAUGUAUCAGUCUCGUUUGAUGGAAUUAGUUAAAAACCUUUGUACUCAAUAUACUACUUACACUAACAAUAAUGUCAAUGAAAUAACAACUGCACCUACUGAAAUAACUAAUACCACAGAAUCAGAAAUCAAAUCUACUGAAAAUGAAACACAAAGUGUAUCCACUGAUAACAUCAACACGGAAAGCACAAAUGAAACACUUUCAACAACUCAAAAACCAACUGAUGCUAAUUUACAUUUCUAUGAUAUUCGUAUUCCGAAUAAAAAGGAGAAGAAAUGUAAACCGAAGAAAUCAGACGAUGAAGAAGAAUGUAGUACAGAUUCAGAAAAUGGCGGCAAUAGUACAGAUGGAUCAGAUAGUGAUGAAGAUUAGAUAUCAUAGUAAUAAUUGCGUUAAAACUAAACUAAACUAAACACAAAAUCAAUCCCCUGGUGUAUCAAAUAGAUGAAUUUACAUUUAUUAAAUUUUUUGUUAAAAAGCAACAAACAAUAAACAACACAACAUCAUUGAAUUAGCAGCCUAUUAAUCUUUGAAAAUUCCGCUUAAAUUUUGACAUUUUUAAACAUUGAACCGAUUGAUUCACUACAAUUGAUUCGAAACAAUUCAAUGUGUGUAACAUUUAGUCAUUAUUUAUAACAUUUUUUAUUCUUUUGAAUAUACGUUCAUAUAUAUACAUACAUACAUUGAUGUAAUUUGGUAUUUGGUUU